UGCGCAAACGUGCUCUGGACGCACGGACACACGCUUGUGGCCAUGGGGGGACGAGCACCUGAGUCCAGCGAGGACUUCUCGCACGUCAGCCCAGUUGUCAAGUAUCUGCUGUUCCUGUUUAAUUUUCUGUUCUGGAUCAUCUCGCUGGUGAUGGUGUCCAUCGGCGUGUUCGCCCGAGUGACCAAGCACGCCGAGACGGCGCUGGCCUGCCUGACGGUGGACCCGGCUCUGAUGCUGCUGGUCGUGGGCAUCCUCAUCUUCAUCAUCACCUUCUGCGGCUGCGUGGGCUCCCUGCGCGAGAACAUCUGCCUCCUCCAGACAUUCUGUAUAUGUCUGACAGUGAUCUUCCUGCUCCAGCUCAUCGCUGGCGUCCUGGGCUUCAUCUUCUCAGACACGGCCCGUACUAAAGUGACGGAGAUCAUCAAUAAGGCCAUCCUCCACUACAGAGACGACAUCGAUCUGCAAAACCUCAUCGACUUCGGUCAGGUGGAGUUCAACUGCUGCGGUGGCGUCACGUACACCGACUGGUCCCAGAACAUGUACUUCAACUGCAAGGAGGAGAACCCCAGCAGGGAGCGCUGCUCCGUCCCGUUCUCCUGCUGCAUCAUCUCCCAGGACAAGAUGGUGAUCAACACCAUGUGCGGCCACGGGAUACAGGAGCUGGACUACGGUGAAGCCGGGAAACACAUCCACACCAACGGCUGCAUCGACAAGCUGGUGAACUGGAUCCACAGCAACCUGUUCCUCAUCGGAGGCAUCGCGCUGGGCCUGGCCAUUCCACAGCUGGUCGGCAUGCUCCUGUCGCAGAUCCUGAUCAAUCAGAUCAAGGACCAGGUGGAGCUGCAGAAUUACAACCUCAGACACCGCUCCGACCCCUGGAGCUGAGCUGGGGCGGAGCGGAGCCGGGUAUGUGGCUGAAACCACUGUAAAACUGGACCGGGUGGACGAGGACUCUGUCGCCAUCUGCUGGCUGUGGCGCCUCCCUGCAUCCACAACCCCUCACUGUAGUUCCGCUUAUGGGAGUGUGUUUUACAAGAAACACACCUUAGCAAAGACUGACAUUCAUGAGUCCUGCUGCUUCAUACCUAGAAGCCUAAUCCUGGUUUUACAUUCAAAUAAAGCGUUCCGCUCAAUGACACUGAAAUGCAGCCAUGUUGGGCCUUAGGCCGCUCCGCCUCCACCUCCAUCCCUCUGACAUGUGCAUCGUUUGAAACUCAUCCUCGCCUAUCGUGGUCUUGACUCUCUGGUCAAACUGUUUACAGUUUGUGUUCCCUGGUGAAGUGCAGCGGCAGCGGGGACUCCCCGCUUCUCCACCAAAAGAAAACAGUCACGUCAGCGCCUACGGGACUUGUUCCUGGAGUCUGAGUUCCAGGACCUGGCAGUGAGCAGACUCUGACUCCAAAAGUCCAACAUGAUUUGGAAAAUGUCGCAGCACGAUCCCACGUGACCUGUUUUAAUCCAGCAGAAGCCUCUGAGCGAAAAGGAAAAGUUCUGGUGUGCGAGAGUGAACGUGUGCUGCCUCUGUGUGUGGUCUCUGACUCACUGGCAGCCAUGUUGCUGUGUUAUAAGGAGGAGCCCGUAGUCACAGAGGACGGGGCCGAGUUGGCCCAGUUUAACUCUCACAACCCCGGGCGAGGCACCAUGACGAUGGAGGCGGUUUUACAUCCUCAGAGCACCUUCAGCUUAUGUUUAAAACAGUGUGUAGGAGUGUUGGGAUUGUAUUUUAUGUUUGCAGCCACCUUAACCACAGCUGGAGGCCCAUGUAUCGAUAAUAUGUAAUAAAUAUUUAGUAAUCAA
This is a messenger RNA of Betta splendens (Siamese fighting fish), 1797 nucleotides long. RefSeq names its product tetraspanin 33a (gene tspan33a). Gene Ontology annotation, cellular component: membrane. The transcript has 8 exons. The coding region runs from base 43 to 885 and encodes 280 amino acids. NCBI's taxonomy places the organism in Eukaryota, Metazoa, Chordata, Actinopteri, Anabantiformes, Osphronemidae. The record is from RefSeq and is a predicted model, not a curated record.